AUGGCGACCCAUGAAGGACUGUUGAGGAGAUUGAGUAGUACGAUCGAACCUCCUUCUGCAGGAAUUCUCAUAAUCGGUGAUGAAAUCCUUAAGGGUCACACGCAAGACUCUAAUUCCCAUUUCUUGUUAAAGCGAUUAUGGUCCCUGGGUGUAAAAGUUAAAGCGGUUUCAGUUGUUCCAGACGACAUAGAGGAAAUAGCAUCUCAAGUUCGUGAUUUUAGCUCACGUUUUAACUUUGUUCUCACGUCGGGUGGAAUUGGGCCAACACACGAUGAUGUGACAAUGGCAGCAAUUGCUAGGGCAUUUAAUGAACCAUUGGUUCAAAAUAAAUGUUUAACUGAAGUGUUGGUAAACCUUUACAACGUUCACGAUGCUUCUCAAUUAAACAAAUUUGUUUUGAAAAUGGCUUUAAUUCCUGAAGCAAGUGAAGUGAAGCGAGACCUUGAAAAUCCUGCAAAUACAUUCCCUCUAAUUUCUUUGCAAAAUGUUUAUAUAUUUCCAGGCGUGCCCAAAUACUUACGAUCACAAUUUGAUCAAUUUUCAAAAGUUUUUUCAAAUGAGGAAAACAUGUUUUAUCUACAAAAGUUUUAUUUAUCCGUUGAAGAAUCAACCAUUGCAGAAGAACUUCAACAGGUUCAUGAUAAGUAUGGAAAUAAGGUUCAUCUUGGAUCUUAUCCCGAAGUAGGGCAUAGCAAAUUUAAAACUAAACUAACUUUAGAAUCAUUAAAACCUAAAAUAUUAGAACAGGCCUCAGAAUACUUAAAGACAUUGCUACCAGAUAAUGCAGUUGUAUCAGUUGAGGCUUUUUCUUCAGGAACUGAAAUGAGCAAAGGUGAUGUUCAAAUCAAACCUGAUUACUUUUUUCUCAAGGAAAUAGAUUCACUUUUGUCAAGCACAGAAUUCAGUAAUCAAAAUGCAUGUGUGCUCAGUGCUUGGGCUAUUUUACAGGAAACCUUAAGAAGGUACACUUUGGAUGAAAUAUGCAUUAGUUUCAAUGGUGGUAAGGAUUGCACAGUUCUCUUGGCAUUGUAUUAUGCUGCUGUGGUAGCCAAAUAUCCCUCAUUUGAUGGAAAAUUAAACAUGUUAUAUGUGCAAGAGGAGGAUCCAUUUCCUGAAGCUGAAGAGUUUAUUGUGAAAUGCACUGAGAUUUAUAACUUGCGCAUUAUUAAAUUCAAGUCAAAGAUAAAAGAUGCUUUAGCACACCUACAGAUAGCACAUCCUACUAUCAUUGCAAUCCUAAUGGGAACAAGAAAGAAUGAUCCAUAUGGUGAAAAAUUAAACCUAUUCUCUCCAACUGAUCCUGGAUGGCCACAAUACAUGAGAAUAAAUCCAGUACUCACUUGGCACUAUUCUGAUGUGUGGUCAAUAUUGCUAAAAUGCAAGAUACCCUAUUUAUCAUUAUAUGACCAGGGAUAUACAUCUAUUGGCAGCCAAUGCAAUACAAAACAGAACCCAGCUCUUAAAAUAGAAAAUGGACUGUAUAAACCAGCGUACUUGCUGGAAGAUGAAAGCAAGGAAAGAGAUGGAAGAAUUUGACCAAAACACUUUAAUCAGUCCUCAGGAAUUGUUUAUGCAAGAAAUGGCUGAUAUAUUGACAUUUUUAUCAGUCAUUCACUUUGCUCUAAUAAUUCAUGAAGCAUUACAAGAUUUACAACAACACUGAUUUAUAUGCAUUACAUACAUUCAUCAUUAAACUACUAUUUGUCUCAAAAAUCUGCUAUUUGUUAGAUUGCAAACAUAUAAUAUUUUACAAAAUGCUGUUGUACAUAAUCAACAUUGAAAGUUUGUAUUUUGUAAGUUGAUUCUAUAUCCAGUGUGAAAGAACAUAUGAUUUUUGUGAA
Messenger RNA from Xenia sp. Carnegie-2017, 1841 nucleotides. RefSeq names its product FAD synthase-like. The record is from RefSeq and is a predicted model, not a curated record. The transcript has 2 exons. Gene Ontology annotation, molecular function: FMN adenylyltransferase activity. The coding region runs from base 1 to 1536 and encodes 511 amino acids. Gene Ontology annotation, biological process: FAD biosynthetic process. Lineage: Eukaryota; Metazoa; Cnidaria; Anthozoa; Malacalcyonacea; Xeniidae.